This is a messenger RNA of Guillardia theta CCMP2712, 1765 nucleotides long. RefSeq lists its product as hypothetical. The record is from RefSeq and is a predicted model, not a curated record. The transcript is spliced from 9 exons. NCBI's taxonomy places the organism in Eukaryota, Cryptophyceae, Pyrenomonadales, Geminigeraceae. Bases 14 to 1135 code for a protein of 373 amino acids.
AAGAGACGCGGCAAUGUUCGAGUUUGUGGCGGCAGCACUUCAGGCGAUUGGCAGCGACGGCCAUGCAGUUCAGUUGGACUCAGCUGACUGCUCUUACUUCUCUUGCGACCACAGCAGCGACUAUGUUGGCACCCUCUCGAAUGGGGCAGAUGACAAGCUGACCACCGACGGAGUGAUCUACCCUGCCUACAGCAGUGGAGCCCAGGAUGCAGGAAGCAGUCAGCUGACUCUGGUUGAUGAUGGCAAGACUGCUUUGUAUGAGCUCCCGGACAACAGCGCUGACUACGUUGGCACUCCUCCUGAGCCCUUGACUGGAGACGGAGUGAUCUACCCUGCCUACGAUCCGUCGUACUCGGCAGUGCCCAACGACGUCAACGCUGCUUUGUAUGAGCUCCCGGACAACAGCGCUGACUAUGUCGGCACUCCUCCUGAGCCCUUGACUGGAGACGGAGUGAUCUACCCUGCCUACGAUCCGUCGUACUCGGCAGUGCCCAACGACGGCAACACUGCUUUGUAUGAGCUCCCGGACAACAGCGCUGACUAUGUCGGCACUCCUCCUGAGCCCUUGACUGGAGACGGAGUGAUCUACCCUGCCUACGAUCCGUCGUACUCGGCAGUGCCCAACGACGGCAACGCUGCUUUGUAUGAGCUCCCGGACAACAGUGGAGACUAUGUCGGAAGCGAUGGUUCCCUUCUUGGGGACGGAGUGAUCUACCCUGCCCAGGAGAAGGCUAUCCCUGUCUCUAUGCUCGCAGAAUCUGCAAGCCAUGAUGGUGCCUAUUAUUGCGCUGACACCUCCGAUCUUCCCGCCGACGCUCAAUGCGGAACUGAGGUGGUUGAUCCGGUUCUCAAGCCGAUCGAGUACCCUGUGGCUGCUGAAUUGGCUGCUCCUGUUGUUACUGCGGUACCUGCCAAAGCCGGAUCUCUCGCCAAACCGGCCCGUCCAACUCCAGGCCACUUUGUGCUCAUGGCUCCAGCUGCUUUGUUUGGAGCUGCUGAGGCUACCAUGAGCAAGCUCUCGGACCCUAAGGAAACUCGUGGUUGGACCGAGUUGUUUGCGGAGAAGACCACUGCAGCUGCGAAUGCUGUUACACCUGUUGGAGGUUAUAUCCUAAAGUCUGCUCUAAAGGCUUAAGUUCCUCGUCAACUCUAUGGAACAGUUAAGUGAGGGGGAUGGUUAAGCGUGCCUUGAAAAAUGUGAAGGUGUGCGUUCCUUUUCUGUCGUAGGAUGUUGUGAAACUGUUUCAAACAACGCCCUUCAAUUAUAUACAAACGCAUAAACGACAGCGAUUGCUCAAUCACAGUUUCACAUGCUACAUCCAAGUGUGCUGUCCCUGCAUAUGGUUCAAAGUCCAUAGGCUGCUGUCAAACAAACCAUCCAUGUAGCAAGUACAACCGAGUAUAUGCACAGUCUAACUGUCAUCGAAUAACCAAGAAGCUUCCAGAACAUGGUCAUGAUUCAUAACAUGUGCUUGAAAAUGAGGAAGCGAGAUUCUAGACGUGGCAUUUAUCUCCUGAACUUUCCAAAAAUGUGCAGGAGAAUAACGAAGGCAAUGAAGAGCAAGGAGACGACAAGAACUGUCGUCGGGCCGAUUUUCAAUCCCGCUGCGUCAUCGGUGUAGUACCUCCAGAUGCCUCCACCUCCACCUCCUCCACGAUUGCCGCUUCCAGAGUAUCUCUUCACAGCACCCCCGGUUCUGUUGCCCUGCUUGGAGGGAGUGUUGCUGCUGUUUCCUCCUCCUCCUCCGCGCUUGCUCACAGCUGU